AUGUUGAGCAAAAGUGUUCUUUUUCGAAGAAGAGCAGUUGAUCUUAGUAAAAGAUACCUCUCUACUACUGGGCUCAGAGAAAGCCUUCUAAAAUAUCCUGUGGGACAAAGUAUACAUGGUUAUACUAUUGAGAAUGCGAGGGAAAUACCAGAGUUUUCGCUUGUUGCAGUUCAGCUUAAACACUCCAAGACUGGGUCUGAACAUGUUCACUUAGACUCACCUCAUGAUAAAAACAACGUAUUUCUGGUGGCAUUCAAAACUAAUGCUCCUGACGCCACUGGGGUUCCUCAUAUUUUAGAGCAUACCACUUUAUGUGGAUCUCAUAAAUAUCCUGUCAGAGACCCUUUUUUCAAGAUGUUGAACAGGUCUUUAAGCAAUUUCAUGAACGCAAUGACGGGUCAUGACUACACAUUUUAUCCAUUCGCUACGACUAAUGCAAAGGAUUUCGAGAAUUUGAUGGACGUAUACUUAUCUUCAACAUUCGAACCUUUGCUCACUUUUGAAGAUUUCACUCAAGAGGGUUGGCGAUUAGAAAACCAGGAAACUGAAAAUAAAGAAAGUUCGUUGGCUUUCAAAGGUGUUGUUUAUAAUGAAAUGAAGGGCCAGUAUUCUAACUCAGCCUACUACUAUUAUAUAAAAUUUCAAGAAGCAAUAUAUGCGUCCUUGAAUAAUUCUGGUGGUGAUCCAUCGAAGAUUACUGACUUGAGUUACGAAGAUUUAAUCGAAUUUCAUUUUAAGAACUACCAUCCAUCCAAUGCGAGGACCUUUACAUAUGGCUCAUUUCCAUUAGUGGACCAUUUACAAAAACUUAAUACCUUUUUUAAUCAGUUUGGUCGUAGGCAGAAAAACUCUGUCACGAAGUUGCCAAUUUUUACUCAAACUUCUGAAAAUACUGAUGUCACAGUCAGCGGCCCGGUUGAUUCAAUGUCGGGGAAGCCUAUAGAAGAACAAUAUAAAACUUCGAUUACGUGGAAUCUAGGUAAUCCCUUAGAUGAGUCCAAGCAGUACGAUAUAUUCAAGUGGAAAGCAUUAAGCUCACUAUUGUUUGAUGGACAUAGUGCUCCUUUUUAUCAGGAAUUGAUUGAGACUGAAUACGGAGAUGAUUUUUCAGUUAACUCGGGGCUUGAUUCAACAACUGCUCUCUUAUCAUUCACAAUCGGGAUGAAUAACAUUUCUUUGGAAAAGUCAAAUGAUUUGAAAGCUAAGAUUACAGAUAUCAUUAAAGAUAAAGUUCUUCCAAGGUUUUCGAAUCCGGAUAAGAAGUUUGAAGAUAGGGUUGAAGCGAUUUUACAUCAAAUUGAGUUGAACUUUAAAAAACACAAACCUGAAUUCGGUUUAGGUUUGUUGAGUAGUUUGGUCCCUACCUGGGUAAAUGGAAUGUGCCCUAUAACGAUGUUACUGGUCGAGAAAAUAUUGAAUGAAUUUAAACAAGAAUAUGCAGAGAAAGGUCUUUUGAUGUUCAAGGACCUCAUAGAGAACAGCUUGUUGAAUCCUGAUACGCAAACUUUCAAAUUCACUAUGGUGCCUGACGAACAGUUUAUGACUAAAUUAGAAGUUGAAGAAAAGGAAAGGCUUCAUAAGAAAACAAAUAAUCUAUCGUCCGAUGACAAGGAAAUUAUCUACGAACGAGGAUUACGUUUGGCUGAAAAGCAAAAGACAGAUGAAGAUGUUUCUGUUUUGCCUACUUUGACAUUGAAGGACAUUCCUAGACAAGGAGACUUUUAUGAUUUGGAAUUUUCAAGCACUGAUCGUCAUAAAAUCCAAAAGAGAGUUGUGGAUGCAAACGGAUUAGUAUAUGUUACUGCGAAAAAAGAUAUAUCAUUUUUACCCUCUGAAUAUUAUAAGUUUUUGCCACUAUUUACGUCUUGUUUAACAAAUUUGGCAGGAACUACGAAAACCUCAGUGACCGAUUUAGAAACGAAAAUUCAAAAAUUGACGGGCGGUUUGCUGUUCUCAAUAAGUCCUAAAACGGACCCUUUUAAUGUGUCGAAUACAAAAUUAAGUUUCUUGAUGAAGGGAAUGUCAUUGGGAGAAAAUUCUCAACACAUUUAUGAUUUGUGGAAUGAAAUUCUUUGCGAGACAAGGUUCGACGAUGACGAAGAAGUUCUCGACAAGUUGAAUAUUUUAGUCAAAGGCUUGAGUCAAAAUCAAAUUAACGUGAUAGCUGACAGGGGCCACUCCUUUGCUAGCUCUUUGAGCAAUUCCAAACUUUCGCCAACCAAAUUCAUUACUGAGCAAUUAAGUGGACUAGCUCAGGUUCAAUUUGUCCUCGAUUUGAAUGCAAAUCUCGAAAAGAAUUCGAAGGAUUACUUAGCGAAGUCUGUACUUCCAAUUUUGAAGGAUAUUCGAAAUUUAUUACUUCAAAAUGGACAUUUCGAGUACAGCUUGGUUGGAAGUAAUAAGCUUUUGAACGAAAAUGAAAAAUUGAUAGAAAAAUUUGACCAAAAAAUGAUAUCCCGACCACCAGUCCAAAAUAAUUUAGAGUCAUUAGUUGCCUCUUUCAAGGACCAGGGUUUGGAGAGCAGCAAUACCUUAAUUGACUUACCGUUCCAAGUUGGAUAUGCUUCCCUAGCAAAGGUAGGGUCAAGCUAUGUUAGUAAAGAUGGUGCUGCUUUGCAAGUUUUAGCUCAAAUCUUGACUUUUAAACACUUGCAUUCUGUCAUUAGAGAAUCAAAUGGAGCUUAUGGGGGUGGACUUACGUACGAUGGGUUAAGCGGCACUUUGAACUAUUAUUCUUAUAGGGAUCCUAAUCCAUUAGUUUCUGUUGAUUCUUUCAAAGAUUCUUUUGAAGUUGCUUUGAUGAAGGCUGCCGAUUUGAACAAUGAGGACUUGCAGGAAGCUAAAUUAAGUAUUUUUCAAAGUGUUGAUGCUCCUAUUCACAUUGCGUCACAAGGUUCAAAUGUAUUUCUCGAAGGAAUAACGGAUGAGAUGAGGCAGAAAAGGAGAGAAAACUUUUUGGAUGUUGGUUCCCAAGAUCUUAAAAAUGUGGUAGAGAAAUAUUUGAUUGAAAACAAAUGCAAUAUUGUUACCGUGAUUGCAAAUAAGGAUAAGUUGAAUUUGAAGGAAGCUCAAAAUUGGAAUAUCAAGAAGAUGAGUGUAGAGAACCCUAACCAUGUAAAUAAGUAG
This is a messenger RNA of Priceomyces carsonii, 3126 nucleotides long. It is a transcript of the gene CYM1, whose product is annotated as Cym1p. Gene Ontology annotation, molecular function: metal ion binding; metalloendopeptidase activity. Gene Ontology annotation, cellular component: mitochondrial matrix. Bases 1 to 3126 code for a protein of 1041 amino acids. The record is from RefSeq and is a predicted model, not a curated record. NCBI's taxonomy places the organism in Eukaryota, Fungi, Ascomycota, Pichiomycetes, Serinales, Debaryomycetaceae. The transcript has a single exon. Gene Ontology annotation, biological process: protein processing.